This is a messenger RNA of Hippocampus zosterae (dwarf seahorse), 730 nucleotides long. Its product is annotated as claudin-like protein ZF-A89. Bases 47 to 667 code for a protein of 206 amino acids. NCBI's taxonomy places the organism in Eukaryota, Metazoa, Chordata, Actinopteri, Syngnathiformes, Syngnathidae. Gene Ontology annotation, cellular component: plasma membrane; bicellular tight junction. Gene Ontology annotation, molecular function: structural molecule activity. Gene Ontology annotation, biological process: cell adhesion; bicellular tight junction assembly. The record is from RefSeq and is a predicted model, not a curated record. The transcript has a single exon.
CGGGGGCGGGCGCGGGUCGACGUCCUCGACGCUUCCGCAAAGCCAGAUGUCUUCGGCGGGCCCGCAGCUGACGGCCGCCUUCCUGCUGACGGCGGGCCUGGCGGGCGCCAUCGUGACGUGCGCGCUGCCCAUGUGGAAGGUGUCGGCCUUCGUGGGCAACAACAUCGUGACGGCGCAGACCUUCUGGGAGGGCCUGUGGAUGAGCUGCGCGUUCCAGAGCACGGGCCAGAUGCAGUGCAAGCUCUACGACUCGGCGCUGGCGCUGCCGCGGCACCUGCAGGCGGCGCGCGCCAUGACCGUCGCCGCCAUCUUGCUGGCGGCGGCGGGCCUGCCGCUGGCCUUCGCCGGCGGCGAGUGCACCAACUGCCCGGAGGAGAAGAAGGCCCGCGCGGCGGCGGCGGCGGGGGCCCUGGCCGCCGCCGCCGGCGCGCUGCUGCUCGUCCCCGCGUCGUGGUCGGCCCACGACGUCGUCCGAGACUUCUACGACCCGGCGCUGGGCGACGCGCAGAGGCGCGAGCUCGGCGCCGCGCUCUUCGUCGGCUGGGCCUCGGCCGGCCUGCUCCUGAUCGGGGGGGCGCUGCUCUGCCGCCGCCGCCGCCGCGCCUCCCCCCGGGACGCCUCCUACUCGGUCAAGUACUCGGCCGCCGGCGGGGCCGCUUACGUUUGAAUCCCCCUCCGUUCGCCUCCUUUUUAAAUCGGCUCAUCGUUCUUGUUAAUAAAUGUUUUUGUU